AUGGAAUAUCGAACGCCGGUGGAAGAUCCAACGGUAGUGUCAAAACUUUCCAUGGUCAAGCACCGCCAACCGGAACUCAAAGUUGUGUCGGAGCCUCUUCUCACUCAUCAGCGGCUAAUUCUAACAGUCAAACUUCUCGACGUCUUCCUUCACUACUACGAAGCAAUGUUAGAUCGUUUGCUUGCAUUUCCAGGCCAACAAAAUCUUCCACUUCUGUCUCAGAAGCCUAUCAAAGGCAUUGAGACUCUCUGGUUUGACCGACACGGUGGGAAGCUGUCUCGAGCAAUUGCUGGAAUCUUUAGGAGGAAGUUUGAUGGGCUUUACUACAGUUGGAAGGUUACUCCACAACACAUUCAAGAGAGAUAUUACAGGACUUUUGCCAGGAAGUUUAAUUGGGAUUCUGGGAUUAAUGAGCUUGUUAGGGAAGGAUUUGAGAAGAUUGCCAAGAAACGAAUGAAAGGUAUUGUAAAUCAAGCAAAGCAGAGUGGUGAGGAAGAGCUUGGGCGUCCAGUUUUACUUGGUGAAGUAUUUAUGAGAACACAUACUCGGUCGUAUGGAUCUUUUGUGGAUCAGAAAGCAAAACAAGUUGCAGAGACUUAUGAGAAGACCCUAGAAGAGAGACUGUCACAACUUGAAGAGGAUGGUCCACAAAUUUCAGACAAUUCCUCUCAGCAAUCAAGUCAUCGAAUUCUCACCGUUGAUGAAAAGAAUGAAAUAUUUCUUCAGUAUACUCAAACAAAUGACAAAGGCAAUCAUUUUGGCCUUGGAUCCCUUGUGCAGACACUAAACAAAAGAAAGAGGAAAGAGAAUUAUGCGAGCUCUUCUACAUCAACUAUUGUGGAUCUUCAAGAACUUCGGCGCAAGAUUUUUAAACACGACGCUGAUAAUGCACGCCGUGAUGAAGAGCACCGCCAAUAUCAAAGUGAGAUCAGCAGCUUGAAGAAACUCCUCGUCUUCAUGAAACAAAAUGAUCCUAGCUUGGCAGCUUUCCUGGAAUGUCCAACUACUGACCCAGACCCAACCACACUUCCACCUACCAGACACUCAACUACUCCGCCUGCAGCCAUCAUUCCUCCAGGUACAACUGCUGCAGCCACAUGA
Molecule: messenger RNA, 1101 nt
Organism: Capsella rubella
Lineage: Eukaryota; Viridiplantae; Streptophyta; Magnoliopsida; Brassicales; Brassicaceae
Exons: 6
Coding region: 1-1101 (366 amino acids)
Source: RefSeq, a predicted model, not a curated record